Messenger RNA from Cajanus cajan (pigeon pea), 2184 nucleotides. RefSeq names its product Mitochondrial transcription termination factor family protein. NCBI's taxonomy places the organism in Eukaryota, Viridiplantae, Streptophyta, Magnoliopsida, Fabales, Fabaceae. Gene Ontology annotation, biological process: developmental process; regulation of DNA-templated transcription. Gene Ontology annotation, molecular function: double-stranded DNA binding. The record is from RefSeq and is a predicted model, not a curated record.
CAGAGAUUCUGAUUUAGGGUUUUGGAGUAUAUUCUUUUCUGUUUCUCUGUUUAGCAAUGGCUGCUAUUAUGUCUCUCUAUCCUUAUAAUCCCUUGCUAUACUUUUCGACUUCUUCGAGUUUCCGUUCUCAAUUUUGGAACUUGGAGAGGGGGCAUUUGCGUUGUGAGAAGUUGCAGAAUUUGGUGGAACUCGCGGCGCAUUCCAAUCCGAAGAUUCUCAAGACCAACAGGAAGUCAAGGUAUGGAGAGGCACUGUCGCUGUACGAUAGUGACGAAGACGAUGAAGAAACCGAUGAGGAUGAUGAUGAUGACGACGACGACGAUGCUGAUUGGCUUUCUGAUGAGGAGUUUGCUGAGCCUGCCGACUUUGAUGUUAGUAACAAGAGAUUUAAGUCGAAGAAGAUUCAAGGAAAAGAUAGACAACAGAAACGGGAGUGGGGUUUGAGAUCUUUUGACAAUGAACAAAGCAUUAGAUUGCCAAGAAGUGAGAGAGUGGCAUCCUUACAACGAAAUGAGAGUGGAAAGUUGCAGCUUAGUAGAAAUGUAAAGGAUAAAAAAUAUCCACGGUUGUCCGAAGAGAUUCCUUUGGAUGUGAAAUGGUUGCCACUUCUUGAUUACUUGAGCACCUUUGGAAUAAAGGAAUCACACUUUAUCCAAAUAUAUGAGAGGCACAUGCAAUCUCUUCAAAUUAAUGUUUCUUCUGCAAAGGAAAGGUUGGAAUAUUUAUUGAGUGUUGGUGUUAAGCAUAGAGAUGUAAGAAGAAUCCUUUUGAGGCAGCCACAAAUUCUUGAGUAUACUGUGGAGAACAAUUUAAAGUCUCGUGUUGCUUUCUUGAGGGGCCUGGGCAUACCUAAUUCUAGAAUAGGGCAAAUCAUUGCUGCUGCUCCAUCCUUGUUUUCUUAUAGUGUUGAGAAUUCGUUAAAACCAACUGUUAGAUAUUUAGUUGAGGAUGUUGGCAUCAAGGAAAAAGAUUUGGGUAAGGUCAUUCAGCUUAGUCCCCAAAUUCUUGUGCAGAGAAUUGACAUUUCAUGGAAUACUCGUUACAUGUUUCUUACCAAAGAGUUGGGUGCACCCAGAGAUAGCAUUGUGAAGAUGGUGACAAAACAUCCCCAACUUCUCCAUUACAGCAUAGAUGAUGGAUUGCUUCCAAGAAUAAAAUUCCUAAGAAGCAUAGGAAUGAAAAAUUCAGACAUCGUGAAAGUCUUGACUAGCCUUACACAGGUGCUAUCCCUGUCCCUGGAGGAGAAUCUAAAGCCCAAAUAUUUGUACUUGGUUAAUGAACUUAACAAUGAGGUUCAAUCCUUGACCAAAUACCCAAUGUAUCUUAGCUUAUCUUUGGACCAGAGAAUUCGUCCUCGUCAUAGGUUCUUGGUUUCCCUAAAGAAAGCUCCAAAAGGACCAUUUCCUCUUGGAUCUUUUGUUCCAACUGAUGAAUGCUUUUGCCAACAGUGGGCUGGAACUAGUUUGGAUAAAUAUUUGGCAUUUCGUCAGAGAUUAUUACUUCAAAAGUUUGCUGAGAAGUAUGAAAGAAAAAUGUGACAGAUCAGAAUCAAGUGUAUCAGUCAACUUGCAUGAGUACUGGAGGAGGAAUCUGUUGUAAUAUUAUUGUCAUGCAACAUGUUUCUAUAAAAUGUUCUUGAUGUUCCUUCUGCGCUGUGGCUGAAGCGCUCAAUUUCAUGACACACUCGAAUAUCAGUGUCUUAUUCCAGGCAGAAGCUGCUCAACUACUUUUGUGGAUUUAUGAUUGCUGUUUCUGUUGGAAUCAUACAGUUGUUUCCAAAGUGCCAGGAAAGCAGAGCAUAUCAUGGCACAUUUUGUCACCCUAAGGUUGUGGACAAUAUUGCAAACUUAUAUUGGUAUAAAUUGAAGAACGAAGCUGUAUCAUAUCAACUUUAAGAUCUAGCUUAUGGAUUCUGUCAUUGCUACUCAUGUUUCCUUUUACCUUCAAUGAUGUGUGUGAGUGGAUAUAUCUUUUUACUGUUUUCAAUCUUUUGUGUAUCUGAAAUCAAUAGGAAUUUUGCUACCUUUGUCACGGUCACUAGACCUAUACAUAAUUCUUUUGUUUCCCUGCGGCCAUUUGUAUUACAUGUAUGAGUUUAAAUAUCUUUCUUAUUCCUUUCAGUACUUGUAAUAUCACAUGUAAUACACUCUCAGUUGGUGUGAUAUAUAUCACUUUCAUCUUCCA